AUGCAUGCCAGUGACGUCGUCGCAGCUAUUGAGCUUGCUUUCUACAUACCUACCGCCAUUUUGACUGUCGCUGUCUGCUCGCGCCAUGGCUUCUAUCGGAGCAGCGGGUGGAUUUACACGCUGAUCCUUUGCAUCGUGCGCAUUGCCGGUGCAAUUUGUCAAUUUCGAUCCCGCCACGACCAUUCGGAGAACAUGACUGAAGCCAAGAUCACCAUUGAUUCCGUCGGGCUGUCGCCAUUACUUCUCGCAACGCUAGGAUUAUUGAGUCGAUUUGUCGAUUUCAUAAAUGCCAAAACUAUUUCGACAUUCACGAUCAGACAUUUUCGGCUUCUUCAACUGCUCAUCACUCUUGGCCUCAUCCUCAGUAUUGUUGGAGGCACAAGUGGAACCAUCGAGCCCGGCGGUGCCGUGCAGGUUGCAGCGACGAGCAAGGUCGGCAUCGUCUUAUACAUCGUCGCAUUUGUCGUCAUGCUUUUCGUCUAUUCUGUCUCAAUUCGCAGCACAUCUGUCAUCGCGAAGCAAGAACGCCGAAUCCCCGCCGCCAUCGUUUUCGCGCUUCCACUCAUUCUGGUGCGGCUCAUCUACGCCGCAUGUGCGGUCUUCUUGCAUAACCAUCUUUUCAACAUCAUAACGGGUAGCAUGGCCGUGCAGGUUAGUAUGGCAAUCAUUGAGGAAUUUCUUGUGUCGGCCAUAUACGUUGCCGUUGGAUUCCUGGUUACGAGCGUUGAUCCGAGUGCCCAGGGACCGAUUGCAGGAAGAGAAUGGAAGAUGAAAGGUAGCAAGGGCCUGCCAUCCCUCAGGAUCUCCGUCGAGUGGAACGUUGGUUCGACCUUCGCUGGCGGCGGUAGCGGGGUCGUCGGUACGGUAGCGACAAAAGAUGGCUUCUCCUGCGAAGUCUGCCUGGACGAUGAAGAGAAGACUGCUGACGACUUGAGUCUAGACCAGAUGGUCGUCUUGGUGAAGAUAUUGAGCCAAAACGCUGACAUGGCCGGCGCACAGCUCACUGCUAUCGUGCCGUAUAGUCGAAUCGAUUUCCUUGAAGAUCAAGACCCUCAGCCAGAGCGAUACUACGCUCAUGACAACUAG
Molecule: messenger RNA, 1086 nt
Organism: Parastagonospora nodorum SN15
Lineage: Eukaryota; Fungi; Ascomycota; Dothideomycetes; Pleosporales; Phaeosphaeriaceae
Exons: 5
Coding region: 1-1086 (361 amino acids)
Source: RefSeq, a predicted model, not a curated record